AUGAGUAGCGUCGUCAAUAAAAGUGGGACGCGUUUUGCCCCAAAGAUCAAACAACGUCGGGCUGUCGUGACUGCUCCCGAGAAGGAGUCUGUUGUAACAAAGAUCAAUGAAUCUACUGAAAACCGGAAACUAGACGAUGGGGAAUCGUCAAAAACUGCGGAAACGACCCAGGGUUCGCAAAACAAUGCUGUCGUUACGGAAGAAAUAGAUCCAUUGAGUCAGAGCACGCAGAAGACUUUGCCAGACAAAGAAACAAGCGGUUCUGCGAAUUCUGCAUUAAUCGACCGUAGAAGAAGAUCCAGCAGGCUGGACUCUUUGAGUAGUGCCAGUGCGGUGUUCAAAAGUGGGUUUAUGGAACCGGCUUCCAAUUCCGGGCUGUCAAGAGAAUCAGCGAAAAACCGUCGAUUGUCAAACAUGGCUGGACCACAGAUCAAGGGCAAAAAGAAUCGAGUGAGCAGCAUUUCUGAAUCAGAUUCGUCGUUCCAAGCUAUCAAGAAAAGGCGUAUGUCUUCCAGGUCGUCCAUAUCCCGUAAGACAGGAUCAGCCCAGCGGAUCAGCAUUUUAUCACAGCCCAACGGAUCGCAAGAUCAUACUGGAACGGCUGGGAAUGAAGCUUUGAAAAGCGAGGGCACAGAAGAUCUGUUCCAACGCACUGAUAGACUUUAUGAGAAGUAUACAAUUGCAAACGCUACAGAAAUACCGAAAAACAUCGCAGAUGAUGAUUCGUCGCGAUAUUUGUUGGAUGAAGACAAUUUCACCAUUGCAGAUUUGUGCAAACCCAACCUCCCCAUUGGCGAAACUUCGGACAAUUUUCAGAGAGCUCAGGAAGCUUUGAAAGCGAAGCAGCAAAAUAGACUGAAAAGAAGAGCUAUGCGAUUAAAAGCGCGUGAGAAUUUUAAACCGCUUCACGAGCUUAAUAAGGAAGACGCUGAAAAACUGCUUGAAGAGCGGAAAAAAGCUGCUGAAGAUAUGAUGAACGCCGAUAUCCCUGAGCCGGAUAGAGGUCACAAUGCGAUCCAGCUUCGAAUAAGUCAAGACGGUACCUUUGCAGUAGAUGAGGAAUCAACUGUAGUAGAUCGUCACAAGAGAGCUACUCUGGAACAUGCUCACAAACUGCGUAUGGACGAAAAUCCUUUUGCAAAUUUGUUCAAUUCCGCUACAUAUGGACGUCAGCAGUACACCGAUCCUUGGACCAUUGAUGAGCUUUUACGAUUUUACAAAGCGCUUUCGAUGUGGGGAACGGAUUUCAACCUGAUUGCUCAGAUGUUUCCUUACCGGACCAGGCGUCAGAUCAAGGCCAAAUUCGUCAACGAAGAAAAAAAGAACCCUGUGGUGAUCGAGCUGGCACUGCGCGCAAAACUACCGCCAGAUUUUGACCAGUAUUGCACGGAGAUCCGAAAAGAGCUGGUAUCGUUAGAGGAUUUCAACCAAAAAUUCCAGGAUCUUCAGAAAGACCACGAGAAGCAUCUCCUGGAAAUUGAAGUAUCGAAACAAAGUGCGAAAGAAGAAGAUUUACAGACUCAAAAGGUCAAGGAGAUGGAGAACGUCAACAAGAAGACCUCAGGUGGUCUCAGACGGGACCAGCUGAACGCUUACAGAAAAACCGAAGUUGUACUGGGGACAAUUGAUCAGAUGAAAAAGCAAAGGGCACAGGAGCCUGAAGAAGAGAUGGACUAG
This is a messenger RNA of Lachancea lanzarotensis, 1677 nucleotides long. RefSeq names its product LALA0S03e00804g1_1 (gene BDP1). Gene Ontology annotation, biological process: RNA polymerase III preinitiation complex assembly; transcription by RNA polymerase III. The transcript has a single exon. Gene Ontology annotation, molecular function: TFIIIC-class transcription factor complex binding; RNA polymerase III general transcription initiation factor activity. Gene Ontology annotation, cellular component: transcription factor TFIIIB complex. Bases 1 to 1677 code for a protein of 558 amino acids. The record is from RefSeq and is a predicted model, not a curated record. Lineage: Eukaryota; Fungi; Ascomycota; Saccharomycetes; Saccharomycetales; Saccharomycetaceae.